Molecule: messenger RNA, 3732 nt
Organism: Cinara cedri
Lineage: Eukaryota; Metazoa; Arthropoda; Insecta; Hemiptera; Aphididae
Source: the annotation of a GenBank genome assembly
UGUAAAUAAUAAAAGUAAUAUGAUUUUUAUUUUUUUUUUCUCCUUCGGACGAGGUUCCGAUCAUUAACUUUUGAAAUUCGUAACCAUAUAUAGCAACAGUAACUUGUACAAUCCAACAAUGGAUGAACUAAACAACUACAUGUUUCCCUAAUGGUGGUAUUUUAUACAUACCUUCUUGUAUCUAUGGAUUUCAUUAAGUAUAAACAUUCAAAUAAAAUUACUCUAUAAAUAAAUAAAAAAAAACAAUGUAUUUUGAUUUAUGAAACAACAAGUUCUAUAAUCUACUGUGUAAUUGACACCUUCUUAUUUUAUGAACAACAGAAUCUAAAAUUGAAUUGAACAUGAUUCCGAGAACUAUUUGUAAAGCAUUAAUGUAAGUUAGAUUUGUAACAAAUUUACAACUAUUGUAAUACUUAACUAUUUCACUUUUUUUUUUAAACAGAAUUUUAUUUGGCGUUAUGUAUCCUGCAUAUUCAUCAUAUAAGACAGUUAAAAACAAAAACGUAAAAAAUUAUGUAAGCAUGUUUAAUAUAUGUAAUUAUUUAACAUUAAUAACUUAAAAUAAUAAUUAAUAACACAUUUAGUUUAAAAUCAAAUAUUAUUUUUAAUAAUUAAUAAUUAUUUGACCCAUUUUUUUCUUGGGUUUAUUGGGCCCUUAGAACCAUCCUGUCUUACAACAUAACUACAAUCCUCUGUCAAAUACUAGAUUCUUCCAAUUAGAACCACAAACUAAAUGUUUAACAUCAUUUUCGUUACAAAUUAUUUGACCCUAAAUAUUAAAAAAAACUAUUGAGAAUUAUUUAAUGUAUACAGGUUAAAUGGAUGAUGUAUUGGAUUGUUUUUUCAGCAUUCAUUUGCAUUGAAUGUUUAACUGAUGUAUUUCUGGAAUUUUGGUAACUUUUCUCAUAACUAUAGAUUAAAUCAAAACUGGAACAAAUGUAUUUAUUGUAUUAUAUUAUAAUUUACAGGUUUCCAUUUUAUUACGAUAUCAAAUUACUUAUUGUCUUAUGGAUUUGUUGUCCAUUUACCAAAGGUUCCACAAUUAUUUAUAAACAGCUAGUACAUCCAACUUUAUUGAAAAAAGAAACGGUAACAUUUUUUUACACGAUUAGGUGCAGAAGGUGCAGAGAAAAGUCCAAAAAAGUUACUUUUUUUCAAUCUAAGAAAAACGUUUUUAAUUUCAAUUUUUUUUUUUUUUUCACAAAGUAAAUAGUUCGGAGUAAGUUAAAUGUUAAAUUUUGAAAUGUAGUAAACAGAAUUAAUAUUAUAAAUAUCAAAAUAAUAUUUGAACCAUUUAAUAACAAUUAAUAAAAUAUAACAGAAAAAUCGUCUAUACUUUUUUAAAGUGAUUUUUCUGAUUUUUCUUUGAAUCUUUAUAGAAUAAUUAAUCAACCAUUAGCUGAAUUUAUUAAUGAUUGUAAUAUUAAAUUUUUUUUCUAGGAUAUUGAUGAUUUCUUAAUCAAUGUUAAAUCACGUACAUAUAAUGCUCUAGUUUCGACAACAAAACAAACAUUUUUUAUGGCUACAGCUAUUAUCAUGGAGAAUACUUCGGUAAAUAUAGAAAAAUAUUAUUAUGAUUUUCUUAAUUGUUUGGGUUAUUUAUGAAGGAAGAACUGACUUUUAUUAAUUUGAUAUAGUAUAAUAAUGAUGAAAAAAUCAAUAAUAAUAUUAUUUAUUCUAUAAUGUGGGUCAGUAGCAGCCAUGUUUUAUAUGCUGUGUUAUUUUGCUGACAUAUCUUUAUAUUUAGCCAUGGCAUAUUCUACUCAUUGAAAUGAUACAACAGUAUCUCAGUAUAACAGUUUAUUUUAAAUUUAUUUCAAAUUACAAUUAGGAAUAAGCAUUAGCAAAUAUUUUACAAAUCUCGUGUAUUUGGAAAUCAAAAUAAUUUUGACUUCUCAGCAUUUAUGACUCAAUUUAAGACCAUUUUAGUUAUUUGACAAUUUAUUGAACAUCAUAUUGCAGUUGUUUUAUUCAAGCAUUUAGUAAAAUUAUAAAAAGAAAUGUGGUGUCACAAAUCUAUAUCUCAGAACCAGACCGUAAGUCCAUUAUUUUUUAACAAAAAAAACUUAAAAGAGGCGUAUGUUUCUUGCCAUAUAUAUCAUGACUUAUUUAUAACAUGGUAAAAUUAUGGAUGGAGUAUUAUUGAGACUUCUGUUAUGGUUUGAUGAAAAUCAUAUAUUACUUGCAAAAAAUGUAAUAAUCCUAAAAUCGUUAGUUUUGGACUUAUAUUCAUCUAGUUCUGAGGUAUAAACAUAUGAAUCAAUCACAAUUUAGAAUCGAAGAAUCUUCUUCUCUGGGAAUUUGUCUAUUGGAGUUUAACUUUUAAAGGUUACUAAUUUAAAACCUGAUUUUAUCACUAAUAAGAACACCUUUGUGAUAAUAUUUUGUUUAUAUAAUUAUUAAAACAUUAAAAAAUAUGUGUUAUAUUCCUAUAUAUUUUUAUUGAUAACUAGUUUUAUUUGUUUUUAAUAGAUUGGACAUUUAUCUAUGAUGCCAAUUUUAAAACAAAUUGCCAAUUUCGAAAAUGAAAAAAGUUCACAAGAAGCAUUAGUUCCUGUUAUAAAAAAAAUCAAGCAGAAAAGUCAAACAGUUUUAAUAUCAGAAGAUAACAUAUCAAAUUCAUAUUUUGAAAACGGCAGAAAAUUUAACAAAAACCCUACAACAUUAAUGAAUGUUAUUGAAAGUACAAACAUUCAAAGACCGAAACGCACCAAAGUUGUUCAACCAAAAUCGAAUGUUAAUCAUUAAUAAAAUCUUGGCACUUGUUUGUUUAUUUAAAUAAUUUUAUAGUUAUUAAAAAUUGCAUGUUUUAUUUGCCACGGUUUCUAAAUAGGUAUAGUUAAUAAAUCCACUAUUUCAAUAGUUUAUGUUUAUAAAUAUAAACUGUACUAAUUUACUUUUAAGUUGUUAAUUUUGCAUAACAAAUUAUUUAAUUAAUAAAAUAUGAACAUAAUAAAAUGUAACAAAUUAAAAUGUUUCCUUUAAAAAUGGUGCUACAGUUUAAUGUUUAAUAAUACCUAGUCUAUAAUUUGGGACUUUAAUUUAUUUUAUAUGAAAUAAAUAUUAAAUUAUAGACUAUUUAAGAAUUAUUAUGUAAAAAUUAUUUUUAGUUUUGAAACUUGUUUCUAUAUUUUUUUUUUUCUAGUCACUUACUCACAAGUCACAUACACAUAGUAUUAUAAAUAUCAGAUCUUUGUAACUUAUUAUAAGACUAAUUAAGUUAUUCAAAUUAUUUUUAAAUUCUUGAAAAAUUUAGUAACAAAUUUGUUAAUCAAUGAUGUAUAUUUUAUUAAUAAAUUCAUAAUUGUAUGACAAUAAGGAGUAUUUUGAGUUGUGAAAUAUCUAUAUUUGUUUGAAAUUUAUAAUGGUUGUCUAAUUAAGAACAGAACUAUUUUAUGUUACCAUUAUAAAAUAUUAUACUUUACUUUUGUAUCAUCUUACUUUGAAUUUAUUAACACAAAUUGUUUUUUGUAGUAGUAGGCAGUAAAAGUAUAGACGAGCAACUGGUUAUAGGUAGAUAAUAAAAAAUAAUACACAAAAUAACUACAUUAUAUAUUGGAAAAUCAUAUGUGUAUGUUAAAUGUAAGAACAACCAUUUAAUGGAAUAAUCAUUAGGAUGAACUUGUAAAACUAUAAAUAAGAGAACCUACAUAAAACAGAAUAAUAAAAAAAAAAAUAAAUAGAACAUCUUUAUAAUGAAUUUGUAUUUCGAGAAUAGCACCAAAGAAAUUG